Monascus purpureus is the source of this 1767-nucleotide messenger RNA. The record is from the annotation of a GenBank genome assembly. NCBI's taxonomy places the organism in Eukaryota, Fungi, Ascomycota, Eurotiomycetes, Eurotiales, Aspergillaceae.
AUGGCGUCCACGCAGAAGAAACCCAACAUCCUCUAUAUCAUGGCGGACCAGAUGGCCGCUCCGCUGCUAUCCAUUCAUGACAAGAACUCGCCCAUGAAGACGCCCAAUCUGGACAGGCUGGCCAAGGAGGGCGUCACUUUCGACUCUGCAUAUUGCAAUUCGCCUCUGUGUGCUCCCUCUCGGUUUGUCAUGGUCAGCGGCCAACUUCCGUCCAAGAUUGGUGCCUAUGAUAAUGCCGCCGAUCUCCCUGCUGACGUUCCGACCUAUGCCCACUAUCUCCGUCGCGAGGGCUAUCAUACCGCUCUAUCCGGGAAGAUGCACUUCUGUGGUCCAGAUCAGCUGCACGGGUACGAGGAGCGUUUGACCAGUGAUAUUUACCCCGGGGAUUAUGGUUGGUCAGUCAAUUGGGACGAGCCGGAUAUCCGUGCGGAUUGGUAUCACAAUAUGUCCUCGGUCGAAAAUGCAGGUCCCGUUGUCCGCACAAACCAGCUUGACUUUGACGAGGAGGUCAUUUACAAGGCGACCCAGUAUCUUUAUGACCACGUGCGUCACCGCAACGAGCAGCCUUUCUGCUUGACUGUUUCCAUGACCCAUCCACAUGACCCGUAUGCUAUGACUAAGGAGUAUUGGGAUUUGUACGAGGAUGUUGAUAUCCCCUUGCCCAAGACCCCAGCCAUCCCGCACAGCCAGCAGGAUCCCCACUCACAGCGCGUCUUGAAGUGCAUUGACCUAUGGGGCAAGGAGCUGUCAGACGAGCGCAUCAAGGCCGCCCGCCGCGCAUACUAUGCCGCGUGCACCUACGUUGAUGACCAGAUUGGAAAGCUGUUGCGAGUGCUUGACAACUGCGGGCUGCGUGACGACACCAUUGUGGUUUUCACUGGUGACCAUGGUGACAUGCUGGGCGAGCGUGGACUCUGGUACAAGAUGGUCUGGUACGAGAACUCGGCCCGUGUACCUUUCAUCGUGCAUGCGCCCAAUCGCUUUGCCCCGAAGCGCGUGUCGGAAAACGUAUCGACCAUGGAUAUCCUCCCAACUUUUGCUGAUAUCGUUGGUGCUCCGCUGGUGCCUGGUCUUCCAAUGGAUGGAGUGUCAUUGAUGCCCUACCUGACAGGGCAGGAUGGCGUGAAGACUGACACAGUUCUGGGCGAGUACAUGGGCGAAGGCACGCAGUCUCCUGUUGUAAUGAUCCGCCGUGGACGCUGGAAGUUUGUAUACUCUCUGCUUGAUCCUCCCAUGCUGUUUGACGUGAAGUCCGAUCCUGAGGAGAGAGUGAACCUGGUCGCCGGAUUUCCCGAACCAGAUGUCGUAAAGAAGCCUGCCAGCGCUCUUCCCACUGCUCAGCUGAAUCCCAAGGCCCCGCCCACUCCCAACGACACUCCACGUGCGUCACCUCAUCCUCAGCCGAAUGGCGCUUCUGCAACUUCAUUCCCCUUCCCAACGCCUCCGCGGACUCCGAGUCCCGCGGUGCAUACAGCAUUGCCGGAUACCACUGAUCCGGUGAAACUCCUUGCGUAUUUCGUGGACGAGGUGCGCGCGCGUUGGGAUCUGAAACAGAUUCAGCAAGACGUGCUGCAAUCGCAGCGUCGUCGUCGUCUCGUGUAUUCCGCGCUGAUCAAGGGAACACCAACAUUCUGGGACCACCAGCCUCAUGUUGACGCGAGCAAGCAGUAUGUGCGCAACCAGGGCAAGGGCGCCUUGGACGAUGUAGAAAUAAUGUCUCGCUGGCCACGAGUGCUGCAGCAGGCGGCCAACGCCGUGGGGCAGUAG